AUGAUUGCCAUCUCCUGGAAUUGUAGGGGUGUUGUCAAUGGACGUGUUAGAAAGCACGUAAGAGAGCUUUUACUCUCGUCCAAAGCCGAUAUCCUUUGUCUCCUGGAGAUCCGUUCCCCCAGAGUGGAGGGUAUGGUUAAUAUGGCUAUUUCCAUGGGAUUCACUAAUCAUUUUCUAGUUGAGCCCAUUGGUUUUGCAGGUGGUUUGCUCCUCUUUUGGAAGCAGGGGCAAACAGAUUUACAGGUUGUUAAACACUCCUCACAGGCAAUCCAUACGAAGGUGGCAGGAGGCUAUGUCACGUUUGCCUAUGUCAGACCUAACCUGAUGGCCAAGUCUAGAUUUUGGGAGGACUGUAAGCUGUUCAGUAACUCUAUUCAGUGCCCUUGGAUUCUCAUGGGCGACCUCAAUGAUAUAUCUAUGGUAGAAGAGCAAUGGGGAAGUGAGUUUAUUAACAUCCCGGGUAUGCAAAGAUUCACCGAUGCUUUUAGUAGCUGUGGACUCAUAGAUCCUGGAUCGGUUGGUACUAAAUUCACUUGGUGCCGCUUUGUGGGUAACCGAGUUACUCAGAUGCGCCGACUUGAUAGAGUUCUUUGGAAUAUGGAUGCUCAGUUGGCCUUUCCCGAGGCCAAGGUUGUGGUCCUUCCACGGCUACACUCUGAUCACAACCCAAUUCUUUUCAUGGAUGUGGCGGGCGCACCGCCGGAUAGAAAUCUCCGUCCGUUCCGGUUCGAGGCAGCAUGGCUUAAUAGAGAAGACUAUGGUCUGAUUUGGGAAAAUGCCACGAAAGGAGGCGAGCAAGAUAUUGAUAACAUCCUUGGACAUAUCACAGAACAUAGCAAAUCCUGGAAUCGUGAUGUGUUUGGUAAUAUCUUUAAACGGAAGCGCGAUCUCGAGGCCAGGAUUCGGGGUAUCCAAUCUAGUCCCUACUAUGCUACCUCGAGGGGGCUCCAGGCCUUGGAAAAAUGGCUUGCCGCUAAUCUCAUGCGGGUGCUUGAUCAUGAAGAGACUCUCUGGUUCCAAAAGUCAAGGGCCAACUGGAUUAAAGAUGGGGAUAGAAACACCCGGUUCUACCAUAACUCCGCCAUUAUUAAGAGAAACAGAAACAGAAUCAGGUUCCUCAAAAUAAACGGUAAUUGGACGGAUGAUAAUAAUACUCUUGCUAACCAUAUCACUUCGUUCUUUGCUUCGCUUUUUGACAGAAUUGACAGGAAUGGGAGCUCAGAAUUGGUUCAGAUCGCAGAGGAUCGUAAGAUUUCGAGACAACAAGCCAGUCAGUUGUCUCGGAGAGCCACGAUAGAGGAAGUUAGGAAAGUAGUUCUUGGUAUGAAGAAGUUCAGUAGCCCCGGUCCAGAUGGCAUCCCGGCGGUUUUUUAUCAACAUUUUUGGGAAGAUAUUGGACCAACUCUUACGGGGUUAGUCAACCAGGCUCUUAGCACCAGCAAAGUCCCGACUUCUCUUCUGCGGGCGUUUAUUACUCUUAUUCCCAAAAAAGAUGUCCCGGAGACAGCCUCUGACUUUAGGCCCAUUACUCUGCUCAAUGUGGCUUUCAAAGUGGUGUCAAAAGUUCUAGUCAACCGUAUGAGGCCCAUCAUGUGUCGGCUUAUAGGACCUCACCAAAACAGCUUCCUCCCGGGCCGCUCAACGUUGGAUAACGUGAUUCUCACUCAAGAAGUUAUCCACACGAUGAAUAAGAAGAUGGGUAGAAAAGGACUUAUGGUCUUCAAAGUGGAUCUCCAGAAUGCCUAUGAUAGUGUGGAUUGGUCCUUCCUUGAAGAAACUCUUGAUGGGUUUGGUUUUCCCAGAAACAUCACGCAGCUCAUUCUCUUCUCUCUUAAAGAGAGUGACAUUUCUAUCCUUUGGAACGGUGGACAUCUGCCCUCCUUUUCCCCGGGACGUGGACUCCGUCAGGGGGACCCGCUUGCCCCUUACCUCUUUGACCUGAUUAUGGAAAGACUGGCCUUUGACAUCCAAAAAGAGGUAGCUGCGAAAAACUGGAAGCCCUUAUCGGUCUCUAGAGGCGGUAUUGGUAUCUCGCACCUUUUCUUCGCAGACGAUCUAAUGCUAUUUGGUGAAGCCUCGACACAUCAAGCUAUGGUUAUGAUGGAUUGCCUAAACAAGUUCAGUCACGCCUCCGGCCUUAAGGUAAAUCUCUCUAAGUCCCAAAUUUUUUGUUCACCCAAUAUUAAUGCAGGGGUCAAAAGAGGCAUUGGAGAACACACAGGAAUUCCGGUAACUUCGUCCCUAGGUACCUACCUCGGGAUCCCCCUUCUUCACAAGAGGGUUUCCAAGACGACCUUUUCAACCGUUACUGAUAAGAUGCGAAGAAAGCUAGCUAACUGGAAAGCUAGUACCCUAAGCAUGGCAGGUAGAAGGGUUUUGGUCCAGUCCUCUCUAGCCACAACUCCAACCUAUAUCAUGCAAUCCAUGGCCUUACCGGUAAGUACUUGUAAAAGUAUUGACAAGAUUUGCAGGAACUUCUUAUGGGGGCACUCGGAAGACACAAGAAAGGUGCACUCGGUCAGCUGGUCUGAGGUGUGUGCACCACGAGACAUGGGGGGGUUGGGUCUAAGGCAAACCCAAGAGGUCAACAAAGCCUUCCUCACUAAGUUUGCGUGGCAAAUGGUUUCCAAUAAAGAUAAACUCUGGGUCCAGAUUAUGACCCAGAAAUACAUGAAAGACGUGAAUUUCUUCUCGGUUGACACUUCCAAUAACUGUUCCUGGGGAUGGAGAAGUAUUAUCAAAGGGCGCCAAAUUCUCCAACAAGGCGUCAAAUGGAAAAUUGGUAAUGGUAACACCCUCAACUUUUGGCACGACCACUUGGUUGGGGACGUCCCGCUUGCUUCCCUCCCAAAUGUUGUGCAUCCCCACGAUGCGGUGCAACAAACGGUUAGUCACUUUAUUUCCCCAAAUAGAACCUGGAAUACCAGACUCUGCUCAGACUUACUGCCGACGCCUGUAGUCGACACUAUUCGGGCGGUCCCGAUCAGCAUCAACAGCGAGCAACAAGAUUCCCUAUCGUGGUCUCCUUCAGGUACGGGCCUUUUUUCUGUUAAAUCUGCUUAUUCCUUAAUUGCAGGUCAUACCGGGGAUCCUACUGAUCAAGGCUGGAUGUGGAAUCUGAAAUGCAUGGAAAAAAUAAAAAUCUUCAUUUGGAAAAUUAUCAACAAUGGGGUCCUUGUAAAUGCUGAGAGGAAGCACCGAGGCCUCACCUAUGAUGAUUCCUGCCCAAGAUGUGAGAGGGAACAAGAAUCGCUAGACCACCUCUUCCGUAGAUGCGAGUUGGCAGCUGAAUGCUGGAAUCUCUGCCACCCCCCGAAUCACUUUGAUGCAACCUCCAUCUGCCCCCUGACAAGCUGGAUCAGAAAUGCCGGCUGCUCGUCGCCACCUUCUGCCAGCGACAUCAACUGGAGCAUCUUCUUCCCUCACAUGCUGUGGAAUCUUUGGAAAGUAAGGAAUGAACUCGUGUUCAACCAUAAUGAUAUACCAGCGAGGGAGAUUUGGAGACGGGCUGCCCACCAGACAGAAGAAGCAAAGCAUCACCUUCUUAAUCAUAGAGGCCCGAGCAUAGCGAAACAGAUUUGGGUAAACUGGUCACCACCUCCUCUGGGAUGGAUGAAGCUCAACUCGGAUGGCUCUAGGAAAUCUUGCUCCGGCAUGGCCAGUGCUGGAGGCCUGCUUCGUGAUCAUAUCGGUAACUGGAUUAGAGGGUUCACCUCUAAAAUUGGCAUUACAAACAGUUUUAUUGCCGAGCUCUGGGGUCUCCGCGAGGGGCUCAUUAUGGCUAAAAAUGAGCAGAUCUUGAAACUCAUCAUAGAAUCGGACUCAGAGGCGCUAGUUCAGGCUCUUCGCAUGGACUCGAGAUCCAGUCCGGAGGCGGAUACCUUAAUUCUGGAUUGCAAAGUCUUAAUGGAAGGUUUCCUCGACCAUGAACUCCGGCAUGUCCUCCGUGAAGGCAACCAAAGUGCUGACUACCUAGCAAACAUGGGGCAUGGCAAUCCUUGGGGAACAACUUUGCUGGACUUCCCACCUAUAGACAUGAUCUCCCUUCUUGUGCGUGACGCCAAUGGCGUCGCAACUAGAAGGAUUGCUUAG
Ipomoea nil (Japanese morning glory) is the source of this 4092-nucleotide messenger RNA. RefSeq lists its product as uncharacterized. The coding region runs from base 1 to 4092 and encodes 1363 amino acids. The transcript has a single exon. Gene Ontology annotation, molecular function: RNA-DNA hybrid ribonuclease activity; nucleic acid binding. The record is from RefSeq and is a predicted model, not a curated record. Lineage: Eukaryota; Viridiplantae; Streptophyta; Magnoliopsida; Solanales; Convolvulaceae.